Microplitis mediator is the source of this 781-nucleotide messenger RNA. Its product is annotated as transmembrane protein 50A. The record is from RefSeq and is a predicted model, not a curated record. The coding region runs from base 129 to 602 and encodes 157 amino acids. Gene Ontology annotation, biological process: protein targeting to vacuole; late endosome to vacuole transport via multivesicular body sorting pathway. The transcript has 4 exons. NCBI's taxonomy places the organism in Eukaryota, Metazoa, Arthropoda, Insecta, Hymenoptera, Braconidae.
AAUUAAUGAAAACAAAACCUAAGGAUUCGAUUAUUUCGAGCUGUCAUUUUAUUUUAUAAGAACUUGUGUCAUUAGUUUGAUUACAAAUUACAUAUUAAAGUAUUAAUAAUAAAUAAACAAAUAUAAAUAUGACGUCUUGUUUAGAAAAUAUACAAAUUCCAUCUUGUGUUUGGUUUGAAGCUGGAGAAAAACGUAAUGCAUUGAUGUCAAUGCUCGCUGGUACUCUGUUUUUUACAGGAUGGUGGUUUAUUAUUGACGCUCACGCUCAAUAUCCUGAAGAAAUGUCAGGUGCAUAUCAUGUAUGUGGAGUUUUUGGUACAAUAUCACUAUUUAUGAUUAAUUCAGUAACAAAUGCCCAGAUUCGUGGUGACGCAUAUAAUGGUGGGUGUUUAGGUGCCAGAGGAGCACGUGGUUGGUUAUUUGUUGGUCUUGUUAUGGGAUUUGCAGCUGUGAUUGCUGCAUGUUGGAUAUUAUUCGCUGAUUUCGUUGCUAAAGAUGUUAAGCACAGUUGGCCGGGUGUUGGCUUAUUGUUACAAAAUUUAUUUAUAUUUUUUGGAUCACUUACAUACAAAUUUGGAAGAUCCGAAGAUCAAUGGGGUUGAAUAAUAACAGCAUAAUUACAAAUUAUGAUAAAAAAUUUUUACAAUUUUUUUUUUUAAUUAAAAUAUAAUAAUAAUAAUAAUAAUAAUAAUAAUAAUAAUAAUAAUAAUAGCAGUAUCAUGUAAUGUGAGAAUGAUGAAUGGUUUAUAAUAAUAAUAAUGAUAUUAAUAAUAUUCUUUAU